UAUUGAAAGUUCGAGCCAGUGGCUGGGAUAAUUUGUAUUUUAUCCUGAAACUGAACAUUAGCCGCUGUAACCAUCCACCUCUCGCACCUGGCAAUACACCUGCCUGUUGUUACGGUCAACACCCGCACGAGACCUCCGGGCUUCACUAACGCUGUAAGGAUGAAGAUUGAGAACAGCCUGCCCCGCCCCCAGCUUCCCGAGACUCCGCCCCAGACAGGCCUGCAGUUCACCGUGGCGACGGAGGAGGACUUUGAUGAGAUCAUGGCCAUAAGCCAAGACAUCUACGGAGGGCUUGACUACCUACCGACCCGCUACACCGCCUGGCUAUCCGAGUCCAACCGCACUGUCAUACUGGCCCGCAAGCAGGGCAAAGUGAUUGCCCUGGAGUCGGUGUGUGUGAUUGACGAUGGUGAGACCAUGCUGGUGGAGGGGUUACGUGUGGCCCCCCAGGAAAGAGGGAAGGGUGUGGCAGGGGUGCUGCUACGGUUCUGCUCUCAACUGGUCAAGUCCAAGUGGCCUGAGGUGAAGGUGACCAGGCUGACCCGUGAUGACCAGCUGGGGCCCAAGGACUUCCAGAAGUACCGCCUCAUCACCAAACAGGGCAUACUGCUGGUUCGCUUCAAUGCUGAAGAUCUCAAGCUCCGGCUCUCCGAACUGGGACCGGUUGUGACCCUUCCCACCUACUCCGAAGGUACCCCCCAGGGUUCUGACACCCCUCUGGUUCCCCCUGUCCUUCUGGACCUCAACGAGGCCCACCAGAUGUUCCUCAACUCGGGCCUGAUGUCCAACGUACUCCCCAACGCUACCAUCGUCCAGGACUGGCAGCCGUUCAAGCCAGUGCCCAGCAACAUGGUCAUUCUUCUGAAGAAGGACAUCGACUGGAUGGUGGACGACCGCUACACCCCCACUGUGGCCAGCCUGUGCACCCACCCCUUCUGGGUUCCUGGAGGUCCUCGCGGAGUUGGGACGGACACGUACUACCUCAACAUCGACGUGUUUGGCAAGGACAUAGGCCUGGUGCUCCAUCAGUUCCUGAGUCACCUGAGGCGCCACGCCACCACCCUGAAGGGGCACGUCAUGUGCCAGAUGUUCCUGGAUCCUCCCAUGUGGAAACCCAUGGCCGAGUUCUGUUGCCAGACACUGAAUGUGGAGCUGGUGAAGGAAUACACGGAGCAAUGCGUGGUCGAGUCGGAUGUCGUGUAGCCCGGAGGAAGAGGAAGGAGGAAGAGGAAGAGGAGAGACAAGAUGGAAGAAGAAGUAACAUGAAAUCAUUUUAAAAGUUUCCAGAGACCCAAUGAACGAAUGAACCUCAUUCUCUUUAGAAAAUGAAAUGGAAAAUUUCCCCAAGAAACUUCAGAAGGAUUGGCAACAACCUCGCUAAGCAACUCUAGCGAAACACCUCAGAAGCUGCAUAAUAUUUGCAAUAUGUUUGAUUUGAACACUACCGCUAACAGAAAUAUUUUACACAAAAAAAGGCAGCUACAUGAAAAACUUUUGACUAAUUAGUUUGAAUUAACUUCUCACCGUUUUUUUUUUCAACCAUUCAGUCAUUUACACAAAUCUAGCUCUGUUAUUCCUGUUAUUCCUUUAAAAAAGACAAAAAGACAAAUGCAAGCUAGCUUGGAGAAUAUCAUGCCUUUCAAUCCUUUUAAUGUAAAUAUAAAGUAUAAAUAUGUACACAUUCUGAAUUGCAAAUAAGUCUGCACAACUCUUGAGGCACUUUAUGAAACCAUAUGGGCUGUUGUGCUAAAGUGCAAGUGAUGACGGGAGGAGGAAGGGAGUCGUUUAACUUUUAGAAAUUACAGAAUAUAACUGAUUCAGAACGCAUCACUCCCAUGGUAACGGUAGAAAUCCUUAUGGACCUAAUCUAUCCAACACCAUAUCCCCAAAUACUGUCCAACAAACAAUAGCCCUUCAGUGAAUCUUACAGAGCAUUUGCACGCUUAUAAUUCACACAAAAUGGCUGAAACGCAACAGCUACAAUUACACUUAGUUUAUAACACUAAAACAUGGCCAGUUUGCAUUUAAAACAAUUUCAUUUUUUUAAACAAUUGCUCAGAUGUUUUGUUUUUAUGUUUUUAAGCACUUAAUCAUAUUGCUAAUUUAUUGUUACUUUUCCUCGUGUACUUGAAUGCAACCGUAGUAUCUAAAGAGGUAAUAUAUUAUCAGCAGAAGCUUUCUGGAGGCUUUCUAAUACUUAAUGUGCAAUCCAAGCUUACUCUAUAGUACAUUGCUAGUAGUGUGAAAAAGGGAGCUGUACUUACUUUACAGUAAACCACAAAGACUAAAACAAUUUAACUAAUGUAGUUCUGAUUGACUUAACAUUAACAACAUUGUUCAGUAGCUAGAGAAAUAAUUCCAUGGUAAAUGUCGCCAUCGCAAAUAUUAGCUGACAACCUUUGUAAAGACUGAAUUGUAGUCCCUCAUCAACAUAGACUCAGUCAUCAGACAUGCUGUGAAACAGCCCUCUGAAACCAUUUUAAGCUUCGUAGCCACUCUAAGAUGCUUCAUAACCCCUCUACGAAGCUCCAUAGCUACCCUAAGAAGCUUCAUAAGCUUUGGGACAUGAUCAGAGCUCAGAUAAGCAAAUGGGACACCCUUUGCUCUCGAAAGUUUCAUAACCACUCUACUAAGCUUCAUAGCCACUCUAAGAAGCUUUAUAAGCUUUCGGCUCUUGAACGUUCCCUUUAAGACAUGAUGCCCUUGACACUAUGUAGCACUGAACGAGCCUACAUUGCAACCCCCAACUUGAGACUAAAACCACUACAGAUCAGUUACUGGCCACUUCACUGACUCCAACCUGCCCUCGUUGUAAAAGGGACCUUGUUGUAAAGGAUGAAAUGGACGGAGGAAGAGAAUAGCUUUUUAUUUUUUGGUAGACUGAUCAGUGGUUUGCCUGUCUUUCCCUGACUCUAAAGGAUGAACGCACUCACCCAUGAUAACUGAAGAAUUUAGGACUGGAUCAAUAUCGGACGAUGGAUGAGAUGCCUGGAGAAAGUGGAAUGAAGAAUGAAGCAAAUUACAUACCGGAUUCCAUAUUCUUCAAACCAACAAAACAAUACUUUGUCAAGGCUGACAAUGAUUUUCUCAGUUCUCUGAGAAGCACUUCCUAUUUUUUUCACCGAUCGAAGAAGCAAACAUGGACUGACCCCCCUUCUUUUGCUGUGGCGAGUCGUGAGGAAGCCAAAGAUGAAGAUGAAGAUGUGAGUUGCCUGACUCCAGUGGCGAAGAGAAGAAGCAGUACACAAUCAUUCCUACACCACCCCACCCUUGUCUCUAAAGGCAUUCCCCUACACAACGUACGAAACCCCACAUGAAACCCCCCAAUCAAAUCAUUUCUAAGAAAUUCUCCAUCAUAUGGGAAGGUGGAGCUUUUCCUCACAAGCCCAUACAACCCCUCUCUCUGUCCAUCUCUCCUCAUGAAUAGAUUGAAGACCAAUUUAAAGCCACUGAGUUUAAAACAUCACUAUGUAGGUUAUAUAAAUCUCUUGGCUGGUCAAAUGUAAGGUUCCCUGGAUGCACUGUCGUAUCCAUGCCGACCAUCUGGUGUAUGUAAAUGAUCUUGGAGAGCGUGCUUUCCUGCUGCUAGUGUGUGCCCACAAGACCAGAUGAUUUACCAAACGUAUUGUUCAGAAAACGGCCUAGUUAAAUUUCUCCCUAUUUUUUUAAAGCUGGUUUGAACAAUUCAGAUUUUGGCUUCGUAGGCUACGCCACAACACGAGAGUAGUCGUUUUGAAUUUACCUUGGUGGUGGUUGGACAUUUAAUGAAUAGAGCUCAGUGUAUUUACAAAAAGGUCACUGAGAUGGGAGAAUAUGAGCUAAUUUGUCUCUUUGAUUUUAAAAACAUUUGAAAAACUCCAGUCCAGUCCACACCCCAUAUCUGUGUCUGUCGGACUGCACGAUUGGCAAAUGGAAAGCAGUUCUACUGUUACUUCAUGUUCUCCUUAUCUCGCCAUGGUAAAGUUAAAAGCAUCUGAGUGCGAGUGGGGAGUGUGAUUUUAUAAUUCCACAGUGUCACGGUGGUGUUGGUGUUAGUGGCGGUAGUGGACUUUGCAUGGUCACAGACACACAGUGUUGCAUUGUAUGACUGCCGAUAUACCCUGCAUAGUCCACAGAUCCACAGAUCAACUGAUCCAAUGGCUGUCCAAGACCAUAUGGCUAAAAUGGAUACCAGUACACACCGCAGCACGUCCAGGGAUACGACAGGUUGGAGGGUAUUUGGUUGGAGGGUGAACACAAUCUUUGAUAUGAUGCACACAGACAUGUAUUAAAAACUUUAAAACUAUUCCCACAGCCUCACCAUGCCCAUGCAGUCUAUUGCCCAAAUGCCCACUACUUACCCACCCAACAACAUGUUCUAAUCAAUGUUGUAUCCACUACUACGAUAGAGACAAGGUUGUUGUCAUUCAAACUGCCUCAGUCCUCAACAUACACAUCCAGUAAAGACUAUAUCCCACCUCCAUCUUCAUACGGACUAGACAUGAUGGUUUUUAUCUUAAUUGUUGUCUGGUGAAUUGGUGGUUUGUCACCUGGUAUAUUUCUGUACUGUAUAUUUCUAUAUUUGACAUGCAGAUAUAUGCACAGUGUUUCAGGGAGAUGUGAAUGUUGAAAUAAGAUGCAGUACUGUAGGUGUCUUUUGUCUUGUUCUUAAAGGUAUGUUUUGUGUGUUUGAGGGAAAGCUCGAAGGAGAAUGUUUGGCAGAGAUCCAAUGAGAUUUGAUUGGUUAUAGAGUGCUCCAAAUCUGAUAAUUCCGGACUCAUUCCAGAAUUAAAAUAAUUCCGGGCACUCUUAAAAGAUUAUGUAGCAGUACAAGUCAUCCACUGUUGCAACAUGGGAACUCUCCUUCCUCCCUUGUCCCCCAUUCCACACACACAGCCGAGAGAACAAAUGGUGUUGAACCAACAGCUUUGGGAAUAGAUAUGAUGAACAGGGUCGAUAUUUAAGUGUUUCCUAAAGCACUGUGUAUUAGUACGUGACAUGCAUUUUACAUGUGAAAGAUACUGUAUGGUUAUGUACUAAACCAGGAGGAGGGUAUUUAAUGCUCUCCCUUGAUUAGGGGGUUCUUAACACAAUGAGGUUACUGUUACUGCACUGUGCUGCCAUUGAGUCGGAGCUCGGUCUGAGGGCGGUAAAGUAAGCACUUUGUUCAGCCGAUUCAUUGGCUCUCUGCUGCUGUGAUAAUGUCGGGGAGGGAAGCAGGGUGAAGUGAAACCGAAAGGAUGUGACAUCAGUCAUUCAUAGUUCUAACUGAACAGCUGGUGUGUUCUGUCGCGCUGUCAUCGUCGUCAAGGUCGAUGUUAAUCAGCCACUGUUAUGGAGCAAACGUUAGAUUGAGACUAAACACCCUGUGUGUCAUCAGUUCAAGCGCACUGUGCUUGUCCAUUGCCGCGACAGACGAAGAACUAUUAUUGAAUAAUUUAUCGUUAUGAAUCUGAUUGCAUGCUUAGUUCUAUAUUUGCUGAUUAAACAUAAAUGUCAUAUUUCCCCCCCCCAAAAUAUAUUUAUUUUUAUUAAUUAAGACAUUAACGAUCAAGUUUGAUGUACAAACCGUACUUCAUCUGAUGGCUGGUUAUCAUUUAGCUGUGACUCUGUGUUCUCUGAUUGUACAAAUGUAUGCAGGUGUUCUUUGUGUCUUUUUAAAAAAUACUAAUGAUUUCCUCUUAUAUACCUUGUAUUCCAACCAUCCCAUUCUUUUCAUUUUAAUUCCUCACCGCUUUUCACUUUGUUCUUAAAACCGUCACAACAUUUAAUCUCUUUAAAUCUAUAUUUGGUCAUUUUGAAUACGGACACACUUGCAGUAUUAUAAACAGCUGGAGCUGAGAUGAAGUAGAUGAAUGGGAGUUGCUACAGUUCUUAGCAUUUUGUCUGACAGAAAGUGUGACAGGUGCCAUGGUGACGUGGUUGAAACAGACGGGAGGAAGUUCAGAGAUGAGCUUCUAUUGAUAACAUAGACUGAUCCCAGAUCUGUUUGCGUUUUAGCCAACUCCUCUGUCUAUGAUAGUCAGACAAAUUUGGCUGAAGUACGUACUGAUCUCGGACCAUUAUAGUGGCUCGUUUUAGUAGUUAUGGCUAUGCUUGGUGGUGAAGAAGGGGAGAGUAAACCGAAACCCUCAUCCCUCAUUUAUGAAAUGGUGGAGGUGGAGGUCAUAAAGAUGAGGGGGAUGGAGGACGGAGAGGUCAGGGAGAGAGGGAAGGAGGGAUGGUGUGGGUGUUGUGGAGGAGGAGAUGAGGGAGUUUCUCUCUGUCUCUUAUUGUAGUACCUAAGAGGCUAAACCAGGGGAGGAUGGUUACAGUAGGUUACAGAACCCUGAAAAAGUCUAUGAAGCUUUGUCGCCAAGCUAAGAUGCUUUAUAACCACUCUAUGAAGCUCCACACGGUAGAGUCUGACCUUUAACCCACAUGCACAGUAUGUAGGUAAAAGUUCAGACAAAAACGUGGGGGAGACAGAGAUAGCAACAGUAGGGAGAGGUGAAUGACAAUAGAGGACCAGGCCGGUCAAACUAUUUAUAUCUACUACAUUGUUAUGUAUCCACACUAUGUACCCUUCUAGUGUCUAGGGCAGAGCACAUGACUUCCUGGUUCUCUAGCUACCCAUGGACAGCAGGUGUAAAACACCGGUGACAAUUUAUCACUCACAACGCUGACAUUGAGACACUGACUAGACCAGAGCUCUCCAACCCUGUUCCUGGAGAGCUACCCUCCUGCAGCUUUUAACCCCAGUUGUAACUAACCGGAUUUAGCUUAUCAACCAGCUGGGUUAUUAGAAUCAGGUUCGCCGGUUUAGGGUUGGAGUGAAAUCCGUGAGGACGGUCGCUCUCCAGGAACAGCGUUGGAGAUCCCAGUUCUAGAGUCAGUGUGUCUCAAGUCAGUGUUGUGAGUGAUAGACUGUCACCAGUGUUUUACACCUGCUGCCCAUGGGUAGCUAGAGAACCAGGAAGUCAAGUUAAAGCUGUUCUGUUUGCAGACUGAGGCUGUGUUCAGAGUGAACAUCUAUUCCCUACAUAGUGCACACUAGGCAAUAGUGUGCCAUUUGGGACGCACAUUCAGUGUCCUUUCCAAGCUAAAAUACAUUUGGCUUAUCGUUGAAUCCCCUAUGGUGAGGUGAGAGCCAGCAAGGUUUGUAUUUAUAUCUAUAGGCUAACUCCACAUGAGAUGGAGUUGAAGGCCCGUCACCUGCUGAUAUUAGGAUACAUGAUACAGUAAGGCCCCUUAAACACACACUCACACACACACACACUUUAUACACAGACAGAAGAGUCUAUUCCUCUCCUAAACUGCUUACUGCUUAGCCAGUGACAUUUAAGAGGCUACGACGACAGUUAGCUAGAGUUUCAGAUUUGUGUGUGGGUGCAUGUGUAGAUGUGUAGAUGUGUGUGUGUGUGAGUGAGUGCGUGUCUGUGUGUGUAAUCUGUCGAUGUGUCACAGUGUCUGGUUGCACGGCGAGAGACACAGAGACCCUUUUCAGACAGAUUUCUCAGAUGGUUGUGAAUGGAAAGUCUGGUUGUGUCCCAAAUGGCACCAUGCUACCUAUGUAGGGUACUACUUUUAACUAGGGCCCAUAGGGAAUAGGGCAAGAUUUAGGGCAACAACUCUGCGAAAGAGAGAACGGGGGGAAGGGGCAGAGGAAAAAGAGGGAAAGGGGAGAGGUUAGGGAAAAGAGAGAGAGUUUUUCAGAUGCUUGUUGUGGGUUUUGGAGAGAGACAGAUUGGUACCUACAGUACUGUCUGGUUUUAUGGCUGUUGGAAGCUGCUGCUGGUGAAAGUGGUUUUGGCUGGGUGUUUAAUAAGGAUCUAGGACUGCGUGGAAUGGAUUCAAACAGCUGUCUCGACCAGUUAUUGGGAUCGAGUAACCACGAGUAAUGUAGAUGUACACACACACAGACACACACACACACUUGCAACAUAUGUAACACACACACACCCACACACACACGCUUGCACAUUUAACACAUUUGAAAACUAUUUUUUCACAAUCCUAUUUUUCUAUAUCUUCUAAAUGAGUGAAAGCAAAGACCCUAAUGCAUGUUUUAUUAUGGCCUUGUCAACUUCAGAAAGGGCUGUUGAAUUUAUAUUUCAUUUUGUUCUCAGUUUUUCAUCCAUUCAUUUAUUUGUUUAUUUCUCCUUCUUUUAACCCUCUGUAUUCAGACACAUCUUAAUCUAUGACAAAGAUUAGGAUAAUUUUGUGACCCCAUUUUUGUCUGAACCUGGGAAAGGAAUCAAGAAGAAAAGCACAAAUGAACCCUUGAUUGCCUGACUACUAGCAAAUAUAAAGUCUUUGCCAAAUUAUAAAUUCAACUAAAACCACCAUCAAAACAAAACUGGAAAUAAACUGGAAAGACACAACAAAACUGAAAAGGCAGCUGGAAUUGACCAGUGGGUACAAGCUUUUGAAGUGUGUUCUUCUUAAUGUCCUGCUUAAGGGAAAAACUAAGAAAAAACCCUUGUGAGAAAAAAAAAACAAAUCUAAUCUUACUACUUGGCCAUACUGCACCAUGCCAAUGCCUCUUUUGUGAACAACUACUGUAUGUGUGCUCUUGUGCAAUUAUCUCUUAUGUUACUGUUGAUGCGAAAUACUGUAAGGAACAUGGGAGUGGUAGAAACCGUAGGAAUAGAAACAUGGCCGCUGUUACUGUUGAUUUGAAUGUGAAUGGCCGUUCUAGGAAUUCUAUUUCGAUGGGCGAGAAACGCAGCUGGACCUUCUACCCUAUCAAUCUGUGACCAUGCAUAUAGCCCAAGUGUUGUGAUACCUAAUGAUGCUAACCGUGCUACAUGCAUGUUAUCCAACCCAAAUUAUCAUCUGACUGUCCUGCAUAUACAGUACAGUAAUAUAUGUGGCCUGGUCACGUUUGUGUGUACAUUGUAAAUAACCUAAAAGCCUAUCUAUCCAUCUAAAGGGCAGAAAACAAGACACAGCAUAUUGUAAUUUUGUACGUUUGAACAGAGAUUUCAGAUGCUAUGUGCAAGAUAAAAACAAACACUAAAACACAGUUUCUGGUUACGUCUCCACACCCAAGUUCUGAAAACAUUUUAUAUGGGGAAUGAUUUUUCUGUAACACCAGAUGUAAAGGGGGGGAGGGUAGAUUUCUGUGUAACACCAGACAUGGUCAUUCAGUGGGUUUUCAUUCAAUUCAAUUCAAACUUAUUAGAGCUUUGUGAUGAAAUAGUCCACCAGCACAUUCAUUCCUUAGGUAAUGUUGAGUGAAUACUCUUACUCCGUUUCCUUAUUUCUUUCUUCUUCACAUCCAAACAUGUAAAGAAAAGAAACAGCAUAUUAUUCCCUUUAUAAGGUGGAAUCCACCUGAACACUGGGGUUUUUUGGGGUCUGAAGUCGUACCAAAGACUUCUCAGAUGGUCUCCCAAGGCAACGCAGCAAAGACCCAACUGUCAAUCUAUAUAUUAUUGUUAUCAGAAUCAGCUUUGGUUAUCUAUGAUAACAAGGUCCAAACACAGCUUCUCUGUACGACCUACUAUACAAAUUCUCCUAAAUGUACCUGUGCAGAAAUUGACCGAUUCCAAUAACUGCUGAGCCUGAAAGAGAUUUAAAAAUAAUUAGAGAUAUUUUGAGAUUAGAUAUAUCUGGAUACGCUGAAUAAUCAAAUUAAACAAACAGACAGCUGAGGUUAAAGACAUGGCCGCUCAUGAUUGUUGCUCAUGAUUGUUUUUAUUUUUCAACAACAAGAAAUACUCACACUUACCUUGCCAAGCUUUCACUAUAGCGGUCCAACUAAAUGACCAAUGUCUGAAUAAACACACAUACCGUAUAUAGAUUUAGGUUAGAUGAAAAUGCCCAGACCUUGACCCCUGCUCGGAACCACCAAGGUCAUAGGUCAAAGGUCAUAGAGCAAAGGUUAUGGUUCCGGAGUUUUCAUUUAGCCCUUUUUCCUUGAUAUGGCUGCAGCUGUUGAGUAUCCGCUAGAGUUUCACGAUUAUAUACGGACGCACAGUACAGUGUAAAAUAUAUUGUACGUUGAAGCCUAUAUGUCAUUGACUCACAGUUAUAACAGGUUAUAACCAAGAUCCUGUGAGAUAAAAGACAGGAUAUAUAUUCAUUUAUCUCGUAACUUUACAGUUUUAAAUCAUUUUAGUGAGACUUCUUAUUGGAUUCACAGCUGUGUGUCUGUCGAGGUGGUAAAUACAGUGGUCAUGCCAUUUGAAGGUAUGCUGGUAAUCUGGAAAAAAUGUAUCUUUUUUUUUUCUUGGUCCUUCUAUUCAUUUUAAUAUUUUAUUUUAUUCCCAACUUUCUCUGCUUAUUCUCAAGCGGUGAUUUGGAGAAUUUUCUUUUCUCAUUUUUUUUUCUCAUUUUUUAAAUGUAUUAUUAUGUUUUUUGAUUCUUAUUAUUUUUCAGUUAUCAGAAGCUAUUUUUUUGUGAGACUGAGAUGCAAAACUAUUUUAAAUACAAUACUUAAAAAAACGACUUUACAAUCUACGAGAGAUCUAUGGGAUGUGUUUUUUUCUCUCUCCAAUUCGGAUGCAAAAAUGUGUGUAUGUUGGGGAUUGACAAUGGGUAUGGAACAGAAACAUGUGGCUAGGUUUACACGGAGUCCGACCACACUCAGCAUAAUACUUAAGAAACGUCUUAAGACAAUACGUAAGAUGCUAAUUAAUAAGAUAUGCAUUUUUACUUUGUCUAGGGCAAUACUUAUUCCUGUUUUGACCUAAUAUUCGAGUUAUGCAUUUUUUUAAGUUGUCAAGGCUAGGCAGGUUAGCUAGUAUUAUUAACGUUGUAAAAACUAGACAGGUUAGCUAGUAUUAUUAACGUUGUAAAAACUAGACAGGUUAGCUAGUAUUAUUAACGUUGUAAAAACUAGACAGGUUAGCUAGUAUUAUUAACGUUGUAAAAACUAGACAGGUUAGCUAGUAUUAUUAAUGUUGUAAAAACUAGACAGGUUAGCUAGUAUUAUUAACGUUGUAAAAACUAGACAGGUUAGCUAGUAUUAUUAACGUUGUAAAAACUAGACAGGUUAGCUAGUAUUAUUAACGUUGUAUAGAUAUUAAUGUUGUGCUACUAUUCUUUUGGGGGAAAGUAUAGACUUAGGUAUGGGGCACAGGAUAGAUGUUAAAGUUAAAUAACACACCUCACACACACACACUCCCAAAAUGAUUUUUCAGUGUAAACCUAGCCAUAUACUUACAUGGAAUACAAUUUUUUGAAUGCUUUAUAAUCAUAAAGUGAUUGCUACAAAUGGGUUAGUAGUAGUAUUUAGUGAUAAAAAAAUAUAUAUUUUUAAUUUUGCUUGCAUUUAUAUAAUAUUGUUGUAGUAGUAGUAAUACUGUAAAAAAAUGUGUACAUUUCAACAUACCUCCCUUUCUCUCCAUUCUCUGGAUAAGUAGUUUAAUCAAGGACAUUUUAACAUCUACAAACAUAUAAACCUUAUUAAGUGUAUAUUGCAACAUUGUUAAGGACAAAACAGCCGUGGAACACAGUAACUUUGUUUAAUUAUAGAAACUAUUGUGAAGUCAAGUCCAGGCUGUUUAUGUAUGUAGUAGUAUUUGAGUAGUAUUUUUGUCGUAGUAUAUUCUGAGAUGAAGUAAUGAUGAAAGUAACAAACAUGGCAGAAAUGCAUAUUGUUAGAAAAUGAAACUCCGCACUACAGACGGAUGUUUUCAAAAGUUAUUUGUUGAUUGUUUCUUUAUUAUCAUUUUUGUUCUUUUUUUUACAUUUAUUUUUUACUUUCUCUGUUCAGAUUUUUGCCUUUGUUAGGUGUUGUUAGCUAAAAAGAUAACAUUUUUUAAAAACGAAACAACAAGGGCAUGUCAGAAUGUUAAGCUCUUUCUAUAUAUUAAAAGAGCUCACUUUUUGUGUUAGAGUUACGGAAAUUUACAAGGACAAAAAAAAGAAAAGAAAACAAGAGAAAUAAAGGUGGGGUGGUGA
Molecule: messenger RNA, 11871 nt
Organism: Oncorhynchus tshawytscha (Chinook salmon)
Lineage: Eukaryota; Metazoa; Chordata; Actinopteri; Salmoniformes; Salmonidae
Product: histidine N-acetyltransferase
Exons: 5
Coding region: 160-1203 (347 amino acids)
Molecular function (GO): acyltransferase activity, transferring groups other than amino-acyl groups
Source: RefSeq, a predicted model, not a curated record